This is a messenger RNA of Aplysia californica (California sea hare), 1194 nucleotides long. RefSeq lists its product as uncharacterized. NCBI's taxonomy places the organism in Eukaryota, Metazoa, Mollusca, Gastropoda, Aplysiida, Aplysiidae. The record is from RefSeq and is a predicted model, not a curated record.
GAAAAAAAGGAAAAACAUAUCUUAUUCAGUUUUGAUUCGCUUGGAUCAAGUGUUAAGAUUUUGUCUGCAUUGCAAAUUGUCAAGCAGGAAACCCAUGGCGCUGAUCAAAUAUCCGCACGGUUAUGACUUGAUAAUCACACCUGCACUGACAAUAUGGCGAUAUUCCAAGGACUCUGCUUUGUCCUUGUGUUGGCAUCUUUAUGUCUAUGUACACACGGGUACACGCUGACCUACAAGACAGAGCUACUUGGUCACAAGCAAUGAUGAUGGCGUCCUUGUUGGUUUCGAUGUUGACCUCGUUAAGGAAGGAUUGAUGUCUGGCUGGUUCGACGCCUGUACCGGCUACUUCAACACACCAGAUCGUUCCAACAGCUGGGACUUCACCUCCCCGUACCUUGUCUCUUUCGGCACCUUCAAAGUGGCGCCCGGAAAUCCGACCGGCUUUGACCCAGCCUCAUACGACUUCAGCGAAUACACUAUCGUUUAUGCCGAAACCGCCAUCACCAACGACCACUGCCUGCAUCGCCUACACAAGAAAGUAGGGAAGAUGAUGAUUGUGACUGGUCCAGAGGAGGCUCAGGAGGCUGUUCUUAAUGGCACGGCUUCUGCCUGGUUCACCAAGGAGCUAAACAUCAAAACCCUGGAGACUCUCCCCGGCGAGUUCCACUGCGAAAACGUCGGUACUAGCAUUAUGGCCAAGAAGGGGUCACAGCUCCCUGGUUGGUGGAAUCCGGCCUUCGCAGAAUUCUACGAUUCCGGUGACUACAACCGUUUCUGUGAGGAGCAAUCAAAGAUGUAUGGUGGUAAAUUUACGUUCCCAUGCCUGCCCAAACCUGAAGAGAAGAACAGACAGACCCAGUUCUAAAAAAAGACAAGUAACACACAUACACACACACACACACACACACACACACACACACACACACACACACACACACACACACACACACACACACACACACGCGCGCACACACAUAUGUCAUACAUGAAAAACCAAAUUGAAAUAUGAAACGUUUUCUUCCUUCCCUUUCUCAAAAUCGUCAUACUUUUUUAACACCCCCAGAAAUCUAUGAAUUGUUCUUAUAAGUUUAUAUUAAAAUGAAAUUAAUGCUCAUAAAUCUUCAAAGGCAAGCACUGUACAUGUAUUAUUGGUGACAAUAAAUAUAUAAUAAACAGGUAUUGAAAGAAGAGACA